Messenger RNA from Anoplophora glabripennis (Asian longhorned beetle), 281 nucleotides. Its product is annotated as protein PIEZO homolog. The coding region runs from base 36 to 281 and encodes 81 amino acids. The record is from RefSeq and is a predicted model, not a curated record. The transcript is spliced from 3 exons. Lineage: Eukaryota; Metazoa; Arthropoda; Insecta; Coleoptera; Cerambycidae.
CUCAUACGGAAAAAUUGACAAAAUUUGUCCAAGAAAUGGCAGAAGUUGAGGUGGCGCUAGUGUUCCAUAUGACCGAAAUGAAUGUAGCUUCACAAAUACGAGUGAACAGCAUCAACAGCAAGAGCAUCCGCUACACCAGUAUCAACAGGUGCAGCAGCUACAACAAGAGCAACAGUUACAACAACAACAACAACAACAAGAACAAGAGCGAUAUGACUCUCGAAGCAUUGAGAAGUCUAAACCGACAACAUGGCAAUCAGCUUAGAAAAGUCCAACCAUAA